Cladocopium goreaui is the source of this 961-nucleotide messenger RNA. Lineage: Eukaryota; Dinophyceae; Suessiales; Symbiodiniaceae. The record is from the annotation of a GenBank genome assembly.
GGAAACCCGAGGUUUGUGAUUUCCAGAAUUUUGAAAGAUUUCGAAAAUGCAUUGAAUCUUGUCACAUCCCUUUCCACAUAGCCAUUUACCAUCAGUUGCUGCUAUUUGAACGCAUGUGCGUUCUUUGCGAAGUCUGCGAUGGAAUGGUGUCUCCGCCUUUUCGGAUGUUUUUGCAACCAGGGAAGAUCGAAGAUGAUGUCAUCAGAUGCCGCAAGGGCUCCCUCACCGAUGCUGGCAUUCACCCCUCGAAUAAAGUUGCCAGGAUGCAGAACCGUCCUGACUUUGAGCUCAUGCGCAGCAGCCUUCGAGCACCUGAGGUCGUACUGCGCAUCAAUUUUCUUGAUCUCCGCCUCCAAAGUCUUGGCACACCUUGGAGAGAAGGCUCUCCAUUGGCCUCACGCCCGGCGAAGUGCGGUGUUUGCUUCAGCAGGAAUCGUCUCAGCCGUGGUCAGCGAAUCAGUGGCACAGCUGCCAAACCCCAUGGUGGACUGACUCCGCGUGGGAGCAUUGUAAUGCCCCAUCCACCACCGCACCGGCCGUCACCAAAGCUACCAUUGUGCAACUCCUGUGAGGCGCCAAGUGAGCGCAUCGAGAUCCAGCAUGGCUUUCAAGAUGGCGAUCGUAGACCGGACCCUCCAUUGACCACGCACCUUUGGUGGCUUCCGAUUUCCCCAGACAAAACCACGGAUUUGCUGGCGAUCUCGACAGGACAGGGUGGAGAAGCCUCUGGUGCUGGAGGUCCAUCAUCAUACUCGUCCUCUUCCUGCUCAGCUUCAAGGGCAGCAAGACGGCUUGGCAUUGACAUUGUUGACUGUCUCCUGCAUGCGUAGCAGGUCGGCUCAAGUAGAAGACACAGCUGCUGGAAAUCUUCCACCUCGGAUGGACCCAUUUAUCCCUACCAGGACAGGACUUGCUGAGAUCCCAGCGGGGCAUAGAGGAUCAUCAUGAUGCCAUGGCUGGA